AUGGCAGACGACAAUUACGCACGGGACGAGGAGGAUUUUGAUGAGGAGGAAGUUGAUGAGACCAGCUACCGAUCAGUCAAAGAUGCCAUUCUAUUUGCAAUCGAUAUUAGCAGCUCAAUGCUGACCCCCCGCCCGUCCAAUGAUGCUAAGAAACCCACCGAGGUAUCGCCGGCCUCCGCUGCUAUCAGAUGCGCAUACCAUUUGAUGCAACAGCGCAUCAUUUCGAACCCUCAUGACAUGAUCGGUGUCUUGCUCUACGGGACCGAGUCAUCUAAGUUCUACGAUGAGGAUGGAAAAAGCCGUGACGACUUAUCUUACCCACAUUGCCACCUGUUUACCGAUCUCGAUGUUCCAUCCGCCGAUGAGGUAAAGGCGCUCCGAGCGCUUGCAGAUGAUGAGGAGGAGGCCCGAAAAAUACUCAAGCCAUCUGAAGAGCGGGUGUCUAUGGCCAAUGUGCUGUUCUGCGCAAACCAAAUAUUCACCUCCAAAGCUCCGAACUUCCUCUCACGAAGACUGUUCAUCGUCACAGACGAAGAUAACCCCCCACGCUGA
Messenger RNA from Penicillium manginii, 552 nucleotides. RefSeq names its product ATP-dependent DNA helicase II subunit 1. Gene Ontology annotation, cellular component: Ku70:Ku80 complex. The coding region runs from base 1 to 552 and encodes 183 amino acids. Gene Ontology annotation, molecular function: telomeric repeat DNA binding; double-stranded DNA binding. Lineage: Eukaryota; Fungi; Ascomycota; Eurotiomycetes; Eurotiales; Aspergillaceae. The record is from RefSeq and is a predicted model, not a curated record. Gene Ontology annotation, biological process: telomere maintenance; cellular response to X-ray; cellular response to gamma radiation. The transcript has 2 exons.